Messenger RNA from Iphiclides podalirius (scarce swallowtail), 252 nucleotides. NCBI's taxonomy places the organism in Eukaryota, Metazoa, Arthropoda, Insecta, Lepidoptera, Papilionidae. The record is from the annotation of a GenBank genome assembly.
AUGUUCCGCAAUCGCGGCGGCAUUUGUUCCGAGGGCCGGGAAGUGGGGCAGGGCGGCGUCGGACGCACCGGAUUGUUUCGCUGCGAGCCGAGCGACUACUGCAGAUUGGAAAGGGAGCAACAAAAGGCGAAUGAAUUGCUGCCUCUUUUGAAUUUCCGCCGCCGUUUGCCGCGUGGCCUUUUACGCGGGCGCGGGACGGAUUUCGACGGCCGCUCGGGCCAGUGCCCCGACGUGUGGAUGACGUGCCGGUAU